This is a messenger RNA of Vidua chalybeata, 2864 nucleotides long. RefSeq lists its product as uncharacterized. The record is from RefSeq and is a predicted model, not a curated record. The coding region runs from base 379 to 2424 and encodes 681 amino acids. The transcript has 2 exons. Lineage: Eukaryota; Metazoa; Chordata; Aves; Passeriformes; Viduidae.
UCCAGGUGGGAAUUCCAGGAGAUGUUCCAGGUGGGAAUUCCCGGAGUUCCGGGCCGGGAUCCCCGGUGGGAAUGUGGGAGAUGAUCCAGGUGGGAAUUCUGGGCGGGAAUCCCCGGUGGGAAUGUGGGAGAUGAGGUGUUCCAGGUGGGAAUUCCCGGAAUUCCGGGCCGGAACCCCCGGUGGGAAUGUGGGAGAUGAUCCAGGUGGGAAUUCCAGGAAUUUGGGGUGGGAAUCCCUGGUGGGAAUGUGGGAGAUGACCUAGGUGGGAAUUCCCGGAAUUCUGGGCGGGAAUGUGGGAGAUGUUCCAAGUGGGAAUCAAUUCCAGGAGAUGUUCCAGGUGGGAACUCCUGGAAUUCCGGGCUGGAAUUCCUGGUGGGAAUGUGGGAGAUGUUCCAGGUGGGAAUUCCAGGAAUUCCGGGCCAGAAUCCCUGGUGGGAAUCCAGGUGGGAAUUCUGGGCGGGAAUCCCUGGGAUUCUGGCCCUGGGAAUUACCUGGCCUGGAAUGUGGGAGAUGAGGCGUUCCAGGUGCGAAUUCCCGGAAUUCCGGGCCGGAACCCCCGGUGGGAAUGUGGGAGAUGAUCCAGGUGGGAAUUCCCAGAAUUCGGGGCGGGAUUUCCAGGUGGGAAUCCUGGUGGGAAUUCCAGGAGAUGUUCCAGGUGGGAACUCUGGGAAUUCCGGGCCAGAAUCCCUGGUGGGAAUGUGGGAGAUGAUCCAGGUGGGAAUUCCCAGAAUUCCCAGCUGGAAUCCAGGUGGGAAUUCCAGGAGAUGUUCCAGGUGGCAAUUCCGGGAAUUCCGGGUGGGAAUUCCAGGUGGGUCUGGAAUUUUUGGGAAUUUUGGGAAACGGAGCCGGGAUUGUUGGAAAUUGGAUCUGGGAUUUUUGGGAAUUGGAUCCGGGAUUUUUGGAAAUUGGGUCUGGGAUUUUUGGGAUUUUUGGGAAUUGGAUCCGGGAUUGUUGGGAAAUGGGUCUGGGAUUUUUGGGAUUUUUGGGAAUUUGAUCCAGGAUUUUUGGGAAAUGGGUCUGGGAUUUUUGGGGACAGGAUCCAGGAUUUUUGGGAUUUUUGCGAAAUGGACCUGGGAUUUUUGGGAUUUUUGGGAAUUGGAUCCGGGAUUCUUGGGACUUGAAUCCAGGAUUUUUGGGAAUUGGAUGCGGGAUUUUUGGGGAUUGGAUCUGGGAUUUUUGGGAAAUGGAUUCAGGAUUUGUGGGAUUUUGGGGAAAAGGAUCUGGGAUUUUUGGGAACUGGGUCUGGGAUUUUUGGGAAUCAGAUCUGGGAUUUUUGGGAAAUGGAUCUGGGAUUUUUUGGGAAUCGGAUCUGGGAUUUUUGGGAAAUGGAUCUGGGAUUUUUUGGGAAUCGGAUCCGGGAUUUUAGGGAUUUUUGGCAAACAGAUCCGGGAUUUUUGGGCAAUUCCCAGAACUUCUACUCGGCCAUGGUGGAGCUGUGCGAGAACGGCGGGAAAUGGAAACGGAUCCGGGAUUGUUGGGAAACGGAUCUGGGAUUGUUGGGAAAUGGGUCUGGGAUUUUUGGGAGUUUUGGGAAACGGAUCCGGGAUUUUUGGGAAAUGGGUCUGGAAUUUUUGGGAGUUUUGGGAAUUGGAUUGGGGAUUUUUUGGGAAACGGAUCUGGGAUUUUUGGGAAUUGGAUCUGGAAUUUUUUUGGGAAAUGGAUCUGGAAUUUUUGGGAAUUGGAUCCGGGAUUGUUGGGAAAGGGAUCUGGGAAUGUUGGGAAAGGGAUCUGGGAUUUUGGGGAAAGGAAUCCGGGAUUUUUGGGAAAUGGAUCUGGGAUUUUUGGGAUGUGGAUCCGGGAUUUUUGGGAAACGGAUGCGGGGCUUUUGGGCAAUUCCCAGAACUUCUACUCGGCCAUGGUGGAGCUGUGCGAGAACGGCGGGAAAUGGAAACGGAUCCGGGAUUGUUGGGAAACGGAUCCGGGAUUUUUGGGAAAUGGAUCCGGGAUUGUUGGGAAAUGGGUCUGGGAUUUUUUUGGGAAAUGGAUCUGGGAUUUUUGGGAAUGGGAUCCGGGAUUUUUGGGAUUUUUGGGAAACGGAUCUGGGAUUUUUGGGAAUGGGAUCCGGGAUUUUUGGGAUUUUUGGGAAACGGAUCUGGGAUUUUUGGGAAUUGGAUCUGGGAUUUUUGGGAUUUUUGGGAAACGGAUCUGGGAUUUUUGGGAAAUAGGUCUGGGAUUUUUGGGAAAUGGAUCGGGAUUUUUGGGAUUUUUGGGAAAGGGAUCUGGGAUUUUUGGGAAAUAGGUCUGGGAUUUUUGGGAAUUGGAUUGGGGAUUUUUGGGAAAUGGAUCUGGGAUUUUUGGGAAUUGGAUUGGGGAUUUUUGGGAAAUGGAUCUGGGAUUUUUGGGAAUUGGAUUGGGGAUUUUUGGGAAAUGGAUCUGGGAUUUUUGGGAUUUUUGGGAAAUGGAUCCGGGAUUUUUGGGAAAUAGGUCUGGGAUUUUUGGGAAAUGGAUCGGGAUUUUUGGGAAAUGGAUCCGUUAUUUUUGGCAAACGGAUCCGGGGCUUUUGGGCAAUUCCCAGAACUUCUACUCGGCCAUGGUGGAGCUGUGGGAGAACGGCGGGAAAUGGAAACGGAUCCGGGAUUGUUGGGAUUUUUGGGAAACGGAUCUGGGAUUUUUGGGAAUCGGGUCCGGGGAUUUUUGUUCAAUUCCCAGAACUUCUACUCGGCCAUGGUGGAGCUGUGGGAGAACGGCGGGAAAUGGAAACGGAUCCGGGAUCGUUGGGAUUUUUGGGAAACGGAUCGGGAUUUUUGGGAAACGGAUCUGGGAUAUUUUUGGGAAUCGGGUCCGGGGGUUUUUGUUCAAUUCCCAGAACUUCUACUCGGCCAUCGUGGAGCUGUGUGAGAACGGCGGGAAGCGGCCGGCGGGCG